This is a messenger RNA of Thlaspi arvense, 582 nucleotides long. The record is from the annotation of a GenBank genome assembly. NCBI's taxonomy places the organism in Eukaryota, Viridiplantae, Streptophyta, Magnoliopsida, Brassicales, Brassicaceae.
CUUGAUAGGAUCACCAUGAAGAUCUUCCACAGAUUCCGAAAGAUUCUCAUGAGGCUCAUUGAUCUCACUCUCCCUUCCUCCUCCCGCCGGCAGAAGAACUCCGGCAACGUAGAGAGGUUUGAGCCGCCGAAGAUCUCGUGUAGUAGUUCUUACUACUCCUCUCACGUACACUACAGUGAAGCUAUCGCAGAUUGCAUUGAGUUCUUCAACAAAUCUUCGGCUAUAUCAUCAUGUGAUGAGGAUAAUGAUGCUUGUCAUGUAGACGAUCACGAUGAUCGUAAUUGUGAUCCUAAACAAGAAAAGAUCAACAUGAAGCUCCUCCACAAAUUCCGAAAGAGACUCAUCCGGUUCAUCGAUCUCACUCACCCUUCCUCCUCCCGCCGGCAAAAGAAGAAGUUUGAGCGGCCGAAGAUCUCGUGCGGUAGUUCUUACUACUCGUGUGACGUACACUACAGUGAAGCUAUCGCAGAUUGCAUUGAGUUCUGCAACAAAUCUUCAGCUUUGUCAUGUGAUGAGGAUCAUGAAUCUUGUCAUGUAGACAAUCACAAUCGUGAAUCGACAUCUCAAAGUUCACCCUUUUAA